Drosophila rhopaloa is the source of this 6156-nucleotide messenger RNA. It is a transcript of the gene Hecw, whose product is annotated as E3 ubiquitin-protein ligase HECW2. Gene Ontology annotation, molecular function: protein binding; ubiquitin-protein transferase activity. Gene Ontology annotation, biological process: regulation of dendrite morphogenesis. The coding region runs from base 342 to 4634 and encodes 1430 amino acids. The record is from RefSeq and is a predicted model, not a curated record. The transcript is spliced from 5 exons. Lineage: Eukaryota; Metazoa; Arthropoda; Insecta; Diptera; Drosophilidae.
AAUUACAACAUUGCCAUCCGGUCACACUGACUGCCCCGAAAUAUUUUUAGCAACUUUUUAAUUGACAAUUGAUAAACUAAAGCGAGCGCCCCGGCCUUGCGGGCAGUGAGUAGAGCAAGCCAAGAACCAGGACUAAUGGCAGCAGGCGGCCACGAAAUGCGCUGUGCCAAAGGCAGCAAACGUCACAACGCCAAAGUAGAGCAAGUGCAGCUGUAACUGUAACUGUUAACCCUGGGCAGGGCGCGGGGGCAGGGUGGCAGUAGUGGAAGAGGAAGAGAGGUGGGGACGCCAAACGGAAGAAGAGGAAGAGCACAUCUUGAACUCCGUUGGCGAACGAAGAAAUGGAGCCACCAGCUGCUUCAGUGGCUCUAAAGCCCUUGGCAGCAUCUUCGUCAUGCCUGGCGGACAGGAACCCAGUGGAUCCCAUUGCAAUCAGGUCGCAGGAGGCGGAGGCGGGGGACGACGAAGAGGAGGAGGAGGAGGACGAGGAGGAUGAUCCCAAAGAGGAGGAGGCCUUCUACGAGGCGCGCAACGGCAACGAAAGCGACGAACUGGAGCAGGCCUUUCAGAGUGCCCUGACUCUGGCCAACGAUGUUCAGGUGAGUGUCAGCGAGGUGGAGGAACAGCCACUGGCAUCUGGAAACCAGGACGACCAGGAGGAUCAUCUGGAGUUGGGGGCUUGCGCACUGGCAUCGCCCAAAGACGAUAGACCCCCGGAAUGCAAGGAGUCAAGGGAACACAAGGAACCCCGCCACCAGACACUGCUCUCCACCAAAUCCUGCGAGACACCAGCCAACAAUGCCACGCUCUCGCCCACCAAUUCCUACAAUGGCAGCAUUGGCAGUGAUGGCGGCAGCAGUGUGGGCGGCGGAGCCCGUCGCAAGUCCUGGACACUGUCGCCUCAAAGUGGCGGCUCCACGCCCCUCAGCGGAGCCAAGAAGAAGACCAAGGCGGCAGGAGCACCUGCCACCACACUGUCCAAUGCAAACGGAGACGGCUUUAAUCUGUGGGUAGCACGAGAAUGCUUCGAAACAGUGCCUGCUGAGAUGGUGGAUACUCUGAGCAUGGCUGAAGUGGAUGAAGAGGUCGAGGAGGAGGAGGACGAGGAGGCGGCUGCCGUGGAGAGUCUGCUAGGAGCCGCCGCGGCCCUCCAGGCCAGUGCUCAUGUGCAGCGCCGUCAGCAGCAGCAACAGAAGCAGCAGCAGCAACAACAUCAUCAUCAUCAUCAUCAUCUCAGACAACCAUCGCCUCCACAGCAUCGUCCGCUGGAACGCUCCUGGCCGCCGCGUGCUGUAGGAAGGGACCUUAAGCUCCAAGGCGAUGUCUUCCAGUUUGACAUCCUGGACACAGAUGAGCGACUGGCCGAGGAGAUGACCCAGGGCAGUGGGAGUUCCAACAACUCACCCCUGGCCACGCCACCAGUGCGUUUUAAGCCGCUGCUUAAGAAGAAGAUCGGUCCGGACAGUUACAUCAACACCAUCAGCACACAGAAGGUACCGGUCCACCAGAGCUACGAGUUCCCCACCUUCCCCAGCUCCUCGGGUGUUGGAUCCACGUCCUCGUCGCCGAACAGUCUCCAAUUUCCAUAUUUGCGGCAGCACCGUCCACUCACCCGUGCCCUUUCCAAUGGCAAGGCAAGUUCAUCGGAGGAGCAAGCCUCCCCUCGUCUCCUGCUCUCACCAAAAAGGCAAAGAAGCCCCCCUUCGGGCUGCUCCACGCGUAGUGCCUCUCCCCUGGACCUCAGCUUGAGUCCCGAGCAGCACUCGCCCACCAGAGGCAGAGGCGUUGGCGGAGCACUUAUGGAUGCGGUGCCGCCAGGAACUCCAACAUUCCAUGGCCAGCGACCUCAGCAGCGGCUGCUCAAACGCGUGGGCGGAGGAGCCGGAGCUAGUACAACAGGCGGAGCCCCUGGAUCGCCAUUGGUGUGUCCGCCCACGCCCACUCACCAUGCCCGACGGCAUGCCCGCCUCCAAGCUGUCACUGCCAACUCCAGCCUCGCCAGCGGCGUGGGAGUCCCAACGGAUCCCCCAGCCGCCUCUAGUCAAUUGGAUUACAUCUUCCUGCAGGAUGGUAGCCAGGAGCAGGGUCAGGAGCCGCCGGACGAGGUGGUGCACAUAAGCAGCACGCGCUUGCCCUCCAUUCCAGAACGCAGUGCGGCCGCAGCAGCGGCGGCGGCGGCAGCAGCCGCUGGAGCAGCCCUGAUGGAACCGGGAUCGGGCACGGUGUCAGGAUCGAGCGGAGCCGGAGCCGCGGGAGAGCCACCACUGCCACCCGCUUGGGAGGCACGCAUGGACAGCCACGGACGCAUCUUCUACAUCGAUCACACAACGCGGACGACCUCCUGGCAGCGACCAGGAGCGGCGCCAAGUGGAGGGCCAGCGGGAAGGGAGCAGCACCAUCGCCAGCAGCUGGAUAGGCGGUAUCAGAGCAUCCGUCGCACCAUUACCAAUGAGAGUAGAGCCGCGCAGCUUUACAAUCUGCCACCUUCUGCGAAUAGCAGUGCCAAUGCCGCUGCUCCGGCUGUUCCUCCCCCCGCUUCGGCUAUCCAUCCCGCCAUCCUGAUGCUCUGCCGCCCGGAUUUCUAUUCCCUGCUGCACACCAACGAGGCUGCGCUAGCCAUCUACAACCGGAAUGCCGCCCUCAAGCACAUGGUAAUGCGCAUCCGACGCGAUCCGCAGUGCUUCCAGCGAUACCAGUACAACAAGGAUUUGGUGGCGUUAGUUAACACCUUCGCCCAGAUGGGCAGGGAACUGCCCUCCUGCUGGGAGACCAAGCUGGACCAGUCCGGCAAGCAGUUCUUUAUUGACCACCAACACCGCCGCACCUCGUUCAUGGAUCCUCGCCUGCCCGUGGAGUGUCCACGAGUGGUGCGCCAUCGCCAGCAGCAUCCGCAGCAGCAGCAGCCGGGCGUGGGAUACUACUAUCCGGAUCUGGUGGAUGGUAACUGCCUGUCGGCCACCAGUGGGCAUAUUAACGCCAGUCCGGGAUCCUCCGUGUCCGGCGUGCCGCCUUUGCCUCCGCCCAGGCCCUCAUCGUCGUCCUCGUCCAGAAGUAGCCAUGGACACGGCCACAACUGCACCACGGCGGCAGCCAUCGCCUGUGCCUAUAGCUUGCGCGGAGCAGCGGGUGGAGCCGCCGGCAUGACAGGAGCGGAAGCCACUGCAGCCGGGUACGAAGAUGUGCCCAUUGCCUACAACGAAAAGGUCAUCGCCUUCCUGCGCCAGCCGAACAUCCUGGAGAUCCUGCGAGAGCGUCAGGGGCAGCACACAAUGUCCCGACCGCUUCGUGAAAAAAUCAAUAUCCUGCGGGUGGAGGGUGUUCCCGCUCUCGAGAGAUUGGGCCAUGACCUACAACUGACCAUUUUGCUGAGCCUGUUUGAGCAGGAGAUCAUGAGCUAUGUUCCUAUUGAAGAGCGCAGUCCGCAGGGAUCGCCGGUCCUGAGUUCCCGGAUGCCACAGCGGGCGCCGCCACCGUUCCGAAGGGAUUUCGAGGCCAAGCUGCGCAGCUUCUACCGCAAACUGGAGUCCAAGGGCUAUGGCCAAGGGCCUCACAAGCUUAAACUGCACAUCCGUCGCAGCCAUUUGCUGGAGGACGCCUUCCGUCGCAUCAUGUCCGCCAACAAGAAGGACCUACAGCGCGGCCGCCUCGCCGUACUCUGGGACACGGAGGAGGGCCUGGACUACGGCGGGCCCUCCCGCGAGUUCUUCUUCCUGCUCUCCCGCGAGCUGUUCAACCCAUACUACGGACUGUUCGAGUACUCCGCCAACGACACGUACACGGUGCAGGUGUCGCCGCUGUCGGCGUUCGUGGACAACUGCCACGACUGGUUCCGCUUCAGUGGCCGUGUUCUGGGACUGGCCCUGGUACACCAGUACCUGCUGGACGCCUUCUUCACGCGUCCCUUCUACAAGGCGCUGCUGCGUCUGCCCGUGGCUCUGAGCGACUUGGAGUCGCUGGACAAUGAGUUCCAUCAGUCGCUGCAGUGGAUACGCGACAACGACAUCGGCACCGGCGUGGAUCUCGGCCUGACCUUUUGCGUCACAGAGGAGCUGCUGGGACGUGUGGUGGAGCGGGAACUGAAGCCGGGCGGCAAGAAUAUAAUCGUCAAUGAAAAGAACAAGAAAGAGUACCUGGAGCGCAUGAUCAAGUGGCGACUGGAGCGCGGCGUCCAGGAGCAGACGGAGUCGCUGGUGCGCGGCUUCUACGAGGUGGUGGACUCGCGUCUGGUCUCUGUCUUUGAUGCCCGGGAAUUGGAGCUGGUGAUUGCCGGCACUGCCGAAAUAGACACCAACGAUUGGCGCCUCAAUACCGAGUAUCGUUCCGGCUACCAUGAUAACCACCAGGUGAUCGUGUGGUUCUGGCAGGUCAUCGAGCGCUUCAGCAACGAGCAGCGUCUGCGCCUGCUCCAGUUCGUGACUGGCACCUCGAGCAUCCCCUACGAGGGCUUCUCGGCGCUGCGCGGCUCGACGGGCCCGCGGCGCUUCUGCAUCGAGAAGUGGGGCAAGCCCAAUGCCCUGCCCCGUGCCCACACCUGCUUCAACCGACUGGACCUGCCGCCCUAUCCCACGCCCGAGCUGCUCUACGAGAAGCUGCUGCUGGCCGUCGAGGAAACCAAUACGUUCGGCAUUGAGUAGGCACGUGAUAUUGCACCUCAGCCUCACUUUGUUGCACCCAAGAACACACACCCCGAAACGCUUUAUUUCGAUUUUAGAAGUUUUUUAUAACUUGCCUAAGCUUAGGAAUUCUGGAGUGAUGCAGAAAUCCCAGGGACUUGGAAGUUGGUGUCUCUGAAAGUGGACAAUGCAGUUAAGGGAAAAAGUCUUUAACAUUUCAUUCAAACCCUAUUCAAUUUAAUAUUCUACGACUUUUGGUCUAAUUGGUUUCCUAUGGAAAUCCUUAAAACAAAUAGUUAAAUUCGCAAUUUUUUGUGAGAAGUUUAGACGACUAAACACUUUCUAAGUCUUCUGAGAUUUCUGCAAGACCCAGGAUUGUACUGUAGUUAUUUAUAUACGUAGGUUACCCGUCCCCCCUAAAAACAAAGCCUAGCCGUAGACAGACUCGCUACUUUAGGCAUGGCAUCCCACUAGUUCGUAGACAAUUUGCCUUCGCCUUCGUUUGCCGUUCACUGAAUGGAAGUUACCUCAAGAGCAAAACGGCUUGCCAGCGCCGCCAGUCAUUAGUCCUAAGAUCUACACGCCCCCGGAUAACUUCUAAGCCUAAGGAUCCUUCGCUUGACUCUGCCUGAUUUACAAUCGAAACGAUGCCAACUGCCUCUAGAGAAAUUUUCGACGCGUAAUCGCUGCUGCAGAUCCAGUUUAGCAGGGUCCAAAGAAAGAGAGCAGAGCCACUCUACGCCAAUACUUAACUAGCUUAUAAUGUUGUCUUAGCCUUAACUCGAAUUCCAACUCAAAUUUAAACACUCCCUAAAUGUGUGCAUUCCAAAUAAGCGUAUUGUGGAUGUCAGUUAUUAUAGCAUAUAUAUAUAUAUAUACCUAUAUAUUUACCCCUCCUUACUCCCUUAACCCAAAAAGUAUGUAAAUUGUUUUUGAAUUUACAAACCGUUUAACUAUCCGUGUGGAAGUUGCCCUGUGCAUCCUUGCCUGCCAAUUGACCAAAUCUCUGGCCAGGACAGGCAGCACGUGCCAGCUCCGAUCGGGUAUAUAUGGUAUAUUAUAUAUACACAAAUUGGCUGCUGUUUUGCCAACGAUUAAAAAUUGGUCCAGUGCGUUGCUUCGGCUUUAUUGGUUCUUUCGGCGCAUACAAUUAACGAAAAUAUAUUAACAAAAACAUACAAAAUUCAAAACGUAGCUAAAUAAUAAACAAACGAAUGCAAAAAAAAAACAAUUUGUAGGAUUAGAAUUGAUCGAAAGCGAGAACGAAACGAAAAGAUAACUAAAUGGUGAUUUGUUUACAUGUAUUUUUGGCAUUAGUUAAUACGGAAAGCGACAGAGAAGGAAAAUCGAGAUGGAGAGAGACAGAGCGACAAACAAAGACGGUGUCAGUAAAAGAGACAGAUAUAGAGAUAAAAAACGCUUUUUGAACUCCUUAUUAAUAAAUGAAGAUUGUUUUUAAUGAAUUAUUAAUGUGCGUGUAUUUAUGAACAAAUUAACUAUAAUUAUAAACAAAUAAAUGUGAGCCUUUUACUUCAAAAGCAAA